GCGAACUUUCUUGAAGCGCUUUCAAUCCCGAGCCGUCGUCGGUGGAGGACCCUAGCCGCCCUGUCUUCUUCCUUUCGUUACCUUGGAAACGGACAUGCCGGGAGCUUGACGUCAGGCAUACAAAAGAAAGCGUGCUGAGUGUGAAGAAAGAUACUCCUAAGGAGUACAAACGCAGUAGCAGUGUUGCUACUAGCAACACCGCCCUUGAUGUCCAAUGGCUAAUAGGACUAACAACCCCAGCAUCAUCGCAUCAACACCAUUAUGGACUCAAAAUAUCACCCAUAUCAUUCCAGGAACUUCAUUCGUCAACUGUUCCCUCAUCACUGAUGGCCUCCAUCGCAGAAAAGAAUCAUGGGUCAUACCGUUAGUUGUACUUUGCACUAUAAACAUCACUGCCAUAUUAUUAUUCGAAGCAUACGUGCUUUAUAAAUCUUGUGGAAGCCGACGGCAUCUGUUUCUGGGACAGAUUCUACUUCUUGGACUUUUCCUUAGUUCAUUACUAGGGUUUGCCUUCGUGCCCACCCCUAAUUGGUUCACAUGUGCUGUCAUCAGAGCUGGAGUUGGCAUCGCUUACGUUCUCAUAUUUGCUACUCUUCUUGUGAAAUGUGUCUUCCUCUUAAGUUUGCACGUUGGUGUGUAUCUGAGUGCUGCUUACCAAGGCCUGCUUCUUUUCUUUGCUGUCACUGUUCAGCUGGUCAUUGCUGUGCAAUGGCUCAUCUACCGUCCAGAAUCCUUGGUAAUAGUGAACCAAUUCACAUGCACUACAAUAUGCGCUACUACGAUACUGGACACAGUCGCUUCCUUGGCAUAUAAUAUGCUACUUAUAGUUGGUGUUGCCUUGUUGGCUAUUCGAGCAAGAACUGUACCGGAGAAUCAUCGUGAGUCCCUCUACAUCGGAGUCGCUAUUGGCUUAACUAUACCCCUUUGGGUAGCAUGGAUUGUAAUAUCCAGUGUAUCAUCAACUGAGCACCAUGAUCCCUGCCUUGCUUUCGGUGUAGUCGUGACGGCCAGCAUUGUGUUUCUGGUGAUGUUCCUGCCAAAAGGUCGUCAACUGGCAUCCAUGGGCCGAGGAGGUCCCUACACUGACGACGGAUUCUCUUCUGUGAACCAGUCCAUCUACACACCAUCUUUUUUGCAUCUGAAGCCGCCAAUCAUGCCGUUUGUGAAGCAGGGUACUCUCGUCAAACCUCUUACAUCCACAUUUCCAACUCAUCCAGUGGAGCGGAACUAUUUCGUGCCUCCUCUCCAACAUGCCUCCAGGCUGUGGCGCUACGGUCACCACCCAGCGACUCUUCAACUUCCACCACCCCUCCAUCCAUCCUCCGAGGACAUCUACCUGUCCAGCGACAGAUAUUUAUUCGGACCACCAGGAAUGAAGCUUUACCGAUCCCCGCUCUAUUGAAGGCACUGCCAAAAGCUUCAUCAUUGGCUGUUUUUUCAUUUUUGCCAGCAAUACCACUGUUAUUUCUUUGCAUGCGCCGUUGCAUCAUUAUAUUUUAUUGAACUUUUCAAUAAAUUCAAUUGUGAAUUGUUA
Molecule: messenger RNA, 1534 nt
Organism: Argiope bruennichi
Lineage: Eukaryota; Metazoa; Arthropoda; Arachnida; Araneae; Araneidae
Product: metabotropic glutamate receptor 2-like
Exons: 4
Coding region: 215-1402 (395 amino acids)
Biological process (GO): G protein-coupled glutamate receptor signaling pathway; regulation of synaptic transmission, glutamatergic
Cellular component (GO): membrane
Molecular function (GO): group II metabotropic glutamate receptor activity
Source: RefSeq, a predicted model, not a curated record